AUACAUAUGUUAUAUAACAAUGUUUGUUCUAUUCUAUGGUGCACCAAUUUUUUUAAGUACAUUGCAUGCACCCAUAUAUUCCUCUUAAUAUUAACCAUUGAGGAGAUCUAAUGACUAUAAUUGUUCAAUAAACGAUUAAUAAAUAGUAGAAAAGAUGCUUGAUAUUUAUUAAAAACUAAAAAAUUCUGGUAAUUGCAAUCCAGCCCCUUCACUUCAGCCCGUCGACGGCCACCAAUUACAGUUGUGGGGCAGAUAAUUCGAAUUGAUUCAUUUUAAAUGAUUCAUUUUUUAAAACAAGAUAAUUGGCCAAUUAGUUUCGUUUUACAAUAGAUCCAUCCAAACGAAUAAUGAAAAACCGAAUUUGUAUCAUAACAUUAAAUAUAAAAAUUCAGUUAGAAUUGUAAUUUUUUUUUAUAAACAAUAACAAGUAUAGUAGCUUAGCUCUAUAGUUAAAAUACUAAUUUAUGUUUAUGAAUUUAGCACCAUCAUUAUCCCAUGGAAUCUUGACUUGUACCAUCUCAUCCCACUUGUUAUUCUCUCUAUUAUAUUACGUAAAUGAACUGCUAAGCCAACAACGAGAAGACAAACAGUGGGAAAAUGUCGUUUUAUGAACACUAUAGAGAUAUUUGAUUUAUCAUUUAUUAAGAUAUUCGUCCUCAUCGUAUCAAUGACUAAUCUCUCAUUUCAGUGGAUCAAACAAAACGAUAUAUAAUUGACAUUAAGACACAACACGAUGCAUAAAUAUAGAAAGCCAACGCUUAAAAUUUAUAUAUGUACAUUUUCUAACCACUUGAAUUAUUGGAACUGGAACUGGGUUCACAUCAUAUCAGAGCUGGUUUGAUUGUGAUGUCAUUUAUUCAAGUUCACAAGAUCCUCCAAUAUUAACAAUUCAUUCAAAGUACACGGUAUACCGCGCAUGUGCAAAUUUCAAGCUCAUGAAUUGGUUUUCGUUUGAAUGACAAGUGAUUAAUAUCAAUUUAUAAACAUUUCUCAACAACUCGAGUUAUGGAAAAAUUCUUUUAAUUUUUAUUUAGUGCAUGAACCUCCUAAUCAAAUUCUCGACAAAUUAAAUUAAUCAAGCGAGUGUCUGAGGAAGUUGUUAAAAUUCAUGAACAAACAUCUCCCAGCAAUUCUAGUUAUUGGUACAAUCGGUUUAUAAUAUGGUGCUAAAGUUGGUUUGUUAUUGAGGUCAUGUGUUCAAGUCUUUAAGACUCCAAUAUUAAUUAUCACUUGACGACCUUGUACAAACUUCAAAUUCAUAAAUAUUUUCGCUUUCGUUUCAAAAUGCACUUAAAAAAAUGGUAAGAUCCGUAUAUGUACAUUUCCCAACAAUUCGAAUUAUUAAUGCGAAUUGGUUUAGUACAAGCAAGUCUAAAUUGUUUGAAUCAAAUUAACCGAUUUUUUUGUCGAAUCAAACCAAUAACCAAGGCAUUUGGAUGAUCCUUGGUCCAGCUUCACAAACUAGGAUAAGUGGAAGUACCACUUAUCCUAAAAACGAAACGCUAAAUAAAGCAUGGCUUUAAGAACAAAAAAACGCAACUCAUCUCCUCUCUUUCCCUCACCUUCGCUGCGCUUUCCUCUUCGUCUUUCCCUCCAUCUUGUCGUCUUCUUCUUUUCUUCUACAACUUUUCCAUUUCAUGUUGGUUAUCAGCUCUACCUCUCUCACUUCUCUUCCUUUCCUCUCUGGUCUUCCUUCACUCCAAUUAUUCCUCACUCCUCUCUCAAGCUGAUGAUCCCUUGAACCUCUACCUUCCCUCUUCCCCUGAGAACUGCUGCCACAGCUUGCUCUGGCCAUGGCUUCCCCUGUACUAGAAGGAGCAGAGAUGGACUUAGAGAACGGACUUCUGACUCCUCAAAAAUCCCAAAACUCACUGGGUGAGCCAUCACCAACACCUUCACCAUCCUCUGCAUCCACAGCUCCUGCUCUGGUUCUGUCCAACUCCGGGAAAAGGAUGGAUCAAGCUGGGAAAAAGAAGUAUGUGAAGCAAGUAACUGGGCGACACAAUGAUACCGAGCUGCACUUGGCUGCUCAACGUGGCGAUUUGGCUGCUGUGAAGCAGAUUCUAGAUGGUAUUGAUUCUCAAAUGGUGGGGACUUUGACUGGAGCAGACUUUGAUGCUGAGGUUGCAGAGAUAAGGGCGUCGGUUGUCAAUGAGGUUAAUGAGUUGGGAGAGACUGCCUUGUUUACUGCUGCUGACAAAGGACACCUAGAGGUGGUGAAGGAACUACUCAAGUAUGCAAGUAAGGAGUGCACUACUAGGAAGAAUAGGUCGGGUUUCGACCCCCUCCAUAUUGCUGCUAUGCAAGGACACCAUGCCAUUGUUCAAGUUCUACUUGAUCAUGACCCUAGUCUGAGCCAAACAUAUGGUCCGUCGAAUGCCACACCUCUUGUAUCUGCUGCCACCAGAGGGCAUACUUCUGUAGUCAUUGAAUUGCUAUCGAAGGAUGGCAGCUUACUGGAGAUCUCUAGGUCAAAUGGUAAAAAUGCUUUGCAUUUAGCUGCAAGGCAAGGGCAUGUUGAAAUCGUGCGGGCAUUGCUCACUAAAGAUCCUCAAUUGGCACGAAGGACUGACAAGAAAUGGCAGACCCCAUUGCACAUGGCUGUCAAAGGUCAGAGCUGUGAGGUGGUGAAAUUGCUUCUUGCAGCUGAUGCUGCUAUUGUUAUGCUGCCAGAUAAGUUUGGUAAUACCGCAUUGCAUGUCGCUACCAGAAAAAAGCGUGCAGAGAUUGUGAAUGAAUUGUUAUUACUUCCUGAUACAAAUGUCAAUGCACUGACUCGAGAUCACAAGACAGCACUUGAUAUAGCUGAAGGGCUCCCCCUUUCAGAAGAAUCUUCUGAGAUAAGGGAGUGUCUCUCACGCUAUGGAGCCGUCAGAGCUAAUGAACUCAACCAACCAAGGGACGAACUAAGGAACACGGUUACUCAAAUCAAGAAAGAUGUGCAUACUCAGCUCGAGCAAACCAGAAGAACCAACAAGAAUGUCCACAACAUCUCCAAGGAACUGAGGAAGCUACACCGUGAAGGGAUCAACAACGCCACAAACUCGGUGACCGUUGUAGCUGUGCUAUUUGCAACCGUUGCCUUUGCAGCAAUCUUCACUGUGCCUGGGGGGGAUGAUAACAAUGGGAUAGCCGUUGUGGUGACCCAUGCUUCUUUCAAGAUCUUCUUCAUCUUCAAUGCCAUCGCUCUCUUCACAUCACUGGCCGUUGUUGUGGUCCAAAUCACAUUGGUGAGAGGCGAGACAAAAGCAGAGAAAAGGGUAGUCGAGGUGAUCAACAAGCUAAUGUGGCUGGCCUCUGUGUGCACCUCGGUGGCAUUUAUGGCCUCUUCUUACAUUGUGGUGGGCAGAAGACACGAAUGGGCUGCGAUUCUGAUAACUUGUGUUGGUGGAGUGAUCAUGGCUGGGGUACUUGGCACCAUGACUUACUAUGUAGUGAGGUCGAAGAGGAGUCGGUCAAUGAGGAAGAAGGAGAAGCAUGCCAGGAGGAGUGGGUCGAAUUCAUGGCAUCAAUCUGACUUCUCCAACUCUGAAAUUGAUCGAAUCUAUGCCCUUUAAAUGGCUGGUAAUUGUAAUCUCUCUGUAAGUUACUUCCAAAACCUGAUCUUUUACUGUAGGCUAGUGACAUGAAUGUCAGAACAACAAACAUGUCCAGCAACUAUGUAUGUAUAGAAAAGAAAGAAAGAAAAAAACAAAGCUUUGAUUUGCAUCUGGGUGAGUGGAUUUCUUCUCUGAGGCAGCAGCUGGAUUCUCGAGCUAACUGAUAUGAGCAGAAAAUUAGAAAUGCUUUGAGGCUGCCUGCCAGGAUUAUGUGCACGAGAGGAAUCUUUUUUCUUUUUUGUGUUUGAGGAAAAAUAAUCUUCUUAUUGUUGGUGAAAUUGGUCAAAGCGGACGGCUACUCUAAUCACAUGGAUGAAAAUGACUUGCAGGCAGAGAGAGGAUCUAGUUCUGCUCCUCUGCCGGCUCUCAACAAUGGGGAUAAUAUUUCUAUUCUAAAACUGUAAUAAAUAACAAUGACAUUUUAUUUGGAGUGGUUAUAGAACUGUUGACCAAUAGCACAUGCUAAGAAUAAGAUCCUACAUUUCCAUCCCUUGAGUUCUUCUCAAGAUUUUCUUAAUCCGUUCUCCAGAACAAUUAUCUUCGUGAACCGUCUUACUGAUAUCUUUUGAGUUCAUCCACUUUAUUCAUAUCUGACUAUCGAGGAUAUAAGAAAUCUCAAUUUGUUGCUCCUCUCACUUGUUCUUAUCAGAUAAUUUUCGAGUUUGAAAUGGUUAAGAAGUUUAUGGGUUGUGCUAAGAAAAUCAAAGAUUUGGAACAGUUAUUUUUACUUACAUUCUGAAGUCUUUGUAAUACCAAUGAAAGCUCUAUAGCAGGCAGUAGCCCCUCAAUCAGAUCCUGUGGCUAUUGAGACCAAACAGUGGAAACAAAAACCAGAAACAAAAAAGAACCCAUUUGAAGUUUUCUUGGUGGCCUUAUUGGGUUUGGCUUCUAGUCUACAAUUGUUGGGGAGUGGAUGGUAUCUCUCACCACUUUUAACCUUUAUGGCUGAAAGUGGGUGUGCAAAAUUGGACUCUCAUUUUUUAAGUUCAGUUUUGAUCUCAUUUGCUAUUAUGGUUGAAUUCUUCUGUCUAGGUUAAAUCAAAGGCAGGCUAGGGUGAUGGAGUCAUUAAACAUUAUUGUUCCUGUCAAGCUGAUAACUUUUUCCUCCCAACUUCUUCCCUGCAUUCCAAUCUCUCAUUUGUCCAUUUUCUAACACCUACUUUAGAGUAUGUAAAACAAAAACACCUAAUAUAGAGACAAAACCUACCUAUAUGGAUCCACUACCUGUUUAAUUUGUGAAGUUACACACAUCAAACUCCCCCUUGGUCUUCUAUUACAGCUUGCAAACUGCAAUAUAUGAAGUGGCUGGUGAGAAUAGACCAGAGAUUUCAGAUGAAACACAUAUCAGCUUUUCAAACUGCAACUGAUUAAAUCCUGGGUUCUUUUCAUUAGGACCCACUCUGAACACUGUAAUGGAUUGGAGGACAAGCAGCUCAUUUAGUUGUGGUUAAGCAAGGUAUUAUGAUACCCUCCUUUCCUUCUAAUUGUGGAAACCCAAUGGCAAUAUGGUGGUAGAAAAGAAAUGGGUCCUUUGAUGGCUUUGUUCUUUAGUGUUUUCCAGAGAGCUACUCUCUAAGUGCUGAGAGACAUCAUUUGCCCUAUGUCUUUUCCUCCUGCAUAGCUUUCUUUGCCUCUAAUCCUGUCCAAAAUGUUUGCUGACAUGUCCACUUAGCUUAGCACUCACUGUACUGGAACUCACCAAACAAAAAAGAGUAAAAGAAACAAAGGAAGUUGGGGGAAAGAGACCAAGAAGGAUGCUUGUCUGCACUUCCAAAAAUAAUGCUCAUUUGGAGAAAGAAGGUCCCUCAAUGUUUGCUUGUUGAUUAAAAGGAAUCAUCUUUUCUCCUUGUUUACAUUUGAAAUGAAGGUAGUUGGUCUGUUGGGUUACACCUGAGAGGCAGACAGGUGGGUUUCUUUCUUAGCCCAAGGUUAUGAUUAAAUAUAUGUUGUUCUACCAAUGGAUGGGACACAAUGAUGCUUAUCUUUGCCUAAUCUACAAUUUUUAAGCUUUACUAAAUGCAACUUUAAGGAGACAUCAUUGGAUUAUAGAAAUGAGGUUCUUUUCCCUUUGUUGUUGUGUGCUAAUGAUUCUAGAAAUGGUAGUGAUUAAGCUGGAUUGACCUGAAACUUUAUUGCUAAGUGGUGUCAAAUCACUUCCAUAACCCUGGAUUUUUUGUCUUCUGGCUUUUCAUCAUUAACUUAAUAGUGAACUAUCAAGUGACUGGGGAUAUCAAUAAUGGGUAGUUGAUGAUCUCUAAAAACCAUGAGAUCAAUCUCUUCAAUUGCAUUUUGAAGUCAAGAUUACUGUAGGCUUGUGAAUGUCCAUCUUUGUGAAGCUAUUCAUCAGUCUGAGUUGUGGAAACAGUUGACUUUCUUUCAAAGUACAGCAAAGUUGCAAUAUGACCCCCAGGUACACGAAGUUGUUUGCUUGGCUGGGUAUAACGGAACAGUAAAUGUCCAUUUAGUGUUGGUGACAUUGAAGGAUGGAUUCUGAAAGCUGACAAAAUUCUGAGUUUUAACUUUUCUGCUUUUCAUUCCAUACCUUUUAGCUAUCAGCCACUGUAAAAGUUGAAACUUACAGACUGCAAUGGUGGUGGAAGACUGGAAUAUGAUUUGGGAGGUGGAAGGUGUACAAAUUUUUUUUUUUUUUUUCCUUUUCAUUUUGCAAGCUGCAAGUGAUGGAAAGUUCUGCAAGCUUACUGCAGUUAAGAAAUGUAAGCUUUUUCC
Messenger RNA from Linum trigynum, 6326 nucleotides. Lineage: Eukaryota; Viridiplantae; Streptophyta; Magnoliopsida; Malpighiales; Linaceae. The record is from the annotation of a GenBank genome assembly.